GGCUGAAACCAAAGAAACCUCUUGACGUAUGGUCCAUUCGAGAAAAACUAUGUCUUGCUAGUGCAGUAUUUAAAAUUGGAGAUCAGAACUGGGUAUCAGUGAGUAGAGCCAUUAAGCCAUAUGCAGAACCAAGUAGGCCUCCAGAAUGGUUUCAUCAAAAGAAUUGCCUGUUGCAGUAUUAUGAUUUAAUGGAACAGUUAGAACAGCCAAAAAGGAAAAGAGGUGGAGAAAAAUCUGAAUCAGACACCCCAAGCCUUCAGAUUAUGAGAAGGAUGACAAUAGAAAGAAGUGAACAGUUAAAAAAAGAGAUCUUGGAGAUGCAACAGAAAUUCAAGCAAAUGAAAUCCGAUGUUGAGUUUAUUAAAGCAGGCAUUUGGGAUGACCACAUUGAACAAGUUUGGCAGGAAAUUCAAGAAGAACAGAGAAAUGCAGAAGCACAAGAGAAAGUUGAAGUUAAGGUUGAAGAUGAGUAUUAUGAAAAUAAAAUCGUAGCUGCAGAAAUGUUGGACUCUUCAAUGCCUGUUGGUGAUGUUGAUGAGAGCACUCAAGAUUCUGUUGGAGAGAUCUCUGUAUUGACAGAUGAAGAAGGCACUCAUUUGGGUAGUUCACCAUUCCAUACACCUCCACCUAUCGUGUCAGCAGCAGACAAAUUAUCAGCAUCACAUCUUCUACAAUUAUUAAAAAGUGAUGUCAAAACAGCUACAGAACUUCAGCGACUCAAACAUGAGCAGGAAGUUCAGCAGCAAGAGCAAUUACAACAGCUGCACUCUUGGGGCAAUCAGCAGACAGUUUUAUCACAGUCACAUAUAUCUGUGCUGAAAGUGCCUGUAACACAAGAUGAUGCUCUUACUACUUCACCAUCCAGCACUGCUCCAACUCUGUCUCGGUUGCUGUCCACAGCAAAAGGCCAAAUUGAUGUUACAAAUACUGUUGUUCAGUUAACAUCAUCUUCAACUGAUGUGUCCCUUACCACCUUUACCAACCCACUUAUAAAGCACGAGUCAGCAAUGAAAGACACUGCAGAAGAGACAGUUAUUAUGGACAUUGAGGAAAGUAAUUUAACAGAUGCAUCGUGUAACAGUCUACCCCAGGACAGUUGUACUCAAAGCUGCACAAUAGAACGUGACAUCCUGACUUCUGCUGUCGCUAUUGGAGAACUUGCAGAUGUGGCCAAAGGUGCCAGGGACAGUAUUGAUGUAGAAAAGAAUGAGCAACAAGAAGAGCUCAACAUUACCUCAAAUAGUCAAAAUGGGGAAACAGUAGAUGCUAUAAAAGAGGAGCUUGAUAAAGAGUCACAAGAUGAAGAUGAAGAUACAUCAGUCAAAAGGAGCGUUGGAAGUUUGGCCAGUGAAGCAGAGCUUACAGAAUCAUCAAUAAAAGAUGAACCUCUGUCGCCAGCAAGCAGUAUUAGCUCAAAGUUUAGUGAAGCUGGUAGCAAGAAAGGCAAUGAAAUCAGAGGGCAAUCAAGCUCUCAGUCAUCGGGUCUAAGUACAAGGAAAGCUUAUAACACAGAUGCUGACCGAAAAGAAGAAGGUGGAAGCUCACAGCACAGUGAUGUGGAACUAAGUGAAGAUGAGAAUAGAGAGAGGGAGGAUAUACUGACUGGUCAGUUGGCUUCUGUGAACAGUGGCUCCAUUCUGUCUGAAUCAUAUCCAAAUAGUCCUGCAUCCCUUUCUAUUUGCAGUGAUACUGAGGAAGAAAAGUCAUUUAAGCUGUGGAAAAAAUCCAUUAUGCUCGUAUGGAGAGCAGCAGCCACCCACAAAUAUGCUAAUGUCUUCUUGCAUCCAGUCACAAAUGAUAUAGCUCCAGGCUACCACAGUGUCGUGCUAAGACCAAUGGAUCUAAGUACAAUUAAGAAGAAUGUGGAAACUGGCAUUAUUAGGUCAACAUUAGACUUCCAGCAUGACAUGAUGUUGAUGUUUACAAAUGCCAUUAUGUACAACUCAUCCAAUCACAAUGUGUUUCGAAUGGCAAAGGAGAUGUAUGAUGAUGUAAUGCAGCACAUUGAA
Molecule: messenger RNA, 2009 nt
Organism: Candidula unifasciata
Lineage: Eukaryota; Metazoa; Mollusca; Gastropoda; Stylommatophora; Geomitridae
Source: the annotation of a GenBank genome assembly